AAUUGACUACAAUCCCAGAAAGUGAGAAAACAAUUUUUACGAAAAUAAUGCGAACUCUAACUUUGGUCGCUUUGGUUUGCGCAGUUUUGGCGGUGAUGUUGCAUUCGACGAACGCUCAAAUGCCGCAGAUGCCUCCAAUGCAGCAAAUGCCUGGCACUAGUGCCUUUGCAAGUCGUGCACGUCGUGCUGCACAAGGAGGCGGUGGUGGUGCUGAUGGCGGCGCUGGCGCCGGUGCUGGUAUGGGUUUUGGCAUGGGAGGUAAUAUGGGUGGCGGCGCUCAAGGAGGCGGACGUGGAGGUGGCCAUGGAGGCCAUUAGUAAAGCAAUGUGCUAAAGGAAGUUAUGAAAAAAUAUUUAAUGCAAUAAAACAGAGCAGUACAGAGAGAA
Messenger RNA from Rhagoletis pomonella (apple maggot), 386 nucleotides. Its product is annotated as glycine-rich cell wall structural protein-like. Lineage: Eukaryota; Metazoa; Arthropoda; Insecta; Diptera; Tephritidae. Bases 48 to 317 code for a protein of 89 amino acids. The record is from RefSeq and is a predicted model, not a curated record. The transcript has 2 exons.